Molecule: messenger RNA, 3138 nt
Organism: Heterobilharzia americana
Lineage: Eukaryota; Metazoa; Platyhelminthes; Trematoda; Strigeidida; Schistosomatidae
Source: the annotation of a GenBank genome assembly
AUGAAAAUCGAUAGUGGAAAUGGCAUUGAGCUUAGCUGUACGGAUCGUCGAGCGUAUCGAGAUUUUGAACUACAAAAUGGGAUGAAAGUAAUGGUUAUUUCUGCUUACGGUGAUGAUGGUGAUACUUUAUCAGCAGCUGCACUGUGCAUUAGAGUUGGCUCGUUCUCUGAUCCAUAUGAAGCUCAAGGAUUGUCACAUCUUUUAGAGUAUAUGCUUUUCCAUGGAGAUUCACCAAAUUCAGAGGUAAAAUGUUUUCAUGACUACAUUCAUGAACGUAAUGGCUAUUGGGAUUCGAAGACAUCGAAUGAACAUACACUUUUCUACUUCAGUAUUCCUAAUAAAUACUUUGAUGAAGCUUUAAGUCUAUUUGCAUUGUAUUUCAUUAAUCCUAUAUUGAAAAGAGAUAUCAUGAGGAAAGCAAUUGAAAAAUUAGAUAUGGAAUUUCAAAAGCUCAAAACAAGAGAUUAUGCAAAACUGCGUGGUUUCAUAUCAAGUCUAGCAAUCAAAGGCUCCCCAUAUCGUUUGUUUGGCCGAGGAAAUAAGGUUUCCUUGAUCACAGAACCUGAGAAAAAUAAUGUGGAUGUUUACGCGUUACUGAAGAAACAUUUGGCUAAUUUAUACUCUGCACACAGGAUGACAUUGGCUGUACAGUCAAAAGAUGCAUUGAAUACACUGGAACGUAUAGUUCGAGAGAAAUUUUCUAAUAUUCCUACAAACCGAUCUAUCAAGUUGGACCUCACAAGAUAUGCCAACAGUUUUGAUACACCGGAAUUUCUGAAACUGUAUCAUGUUGAUAGUACUCGAAACAAAGAACAACUACGUAUGGUUUGGGCUAUUCCCAGUGUCUAUUCAAUGUACAAAUCGAACCCGGUUGCUGUUCUUGCCUACUUCCUUAGUGAUAAACAUCCUUAUGGUCUUGAAAACUACCUCAAAAACAAUCAUUUAGCAACCGAGGUGAAAUGUGAAUUUUCAGCAAUGUCAGAUUUCGAUAAUUCAACAAUAUGCGCUUUAAUUACAAUCUGCAUUGAUUUGAAUGGUACAAGAAAUGAUUUAUUAAAGAUUACAAAACUUGUUUAUGAAUACUUACGAUUCCUUUCAAAUAAAGCGCAUGAAGCUUACUUGAAUAACAAGAAUCUCAAUGAAAGUAAUAAUAAUAAUAAUAUAAGUGAAGUUCAACAAGUCAUGAAUUCAAAUGUAAAGUCAUCAUUCGAUUCAUGUGUAAGAGAUCUUCUAUUAACUCAGAAAGAAGCAUUUCUACGUCGUAAAACAUUUGGACCACAAGAAACUGUGAUAUGGAUAGCUAAUAUGCUGCAUUAUACAUUACCCCAAGAUGUUCAUUCAGCGUAUUUAGUGAUAAAAAAACCUGAUUUUCAGGUCUAUUCAGAAUUUCUGGAUACUUUGUCAAAACAACAAGCUUGUCUUAUUCACAGCUCAAAGAUAAAUUCCUUACUUAAUAAAAGUAUUCGUGUUGAAAAGUGGUAUAACCUACAAUACACACAAGAAGAAAUUUCAACGAAACACAUUGGUUGUACUGACAACUCAAAUGUCACAGUUCCCUUCUCGCUUCCUCUAAAAAUCAAUGCAAGCGCACAUGAUUAUACAUUUGUAUCAUCAGAAAAUGGUAUACAAACACCUGUAAAUCUUAUCACAGAAUUCAAAGGUACUAUGUAUGAAGGAUAUGGUUCUCUAUGGUAUCAGCAAAUUAAUAAUGAGUCUACAACUGAAGUCUACAUUUACACUCAAAUUUCAUCUGGAAUGAAACUUGACAGUCCUUUGAAAGCAUGUUUAUCUCGAUUACUACAGAUGAGCAUAAAACUUCGCUCUUUAGAUUCUCAGAAUGUUUCAGUCAAACCUGGAGUAAAGUGUUCAGUUAAAACGAAUCUAAAUGGACCAGAAUUCAUAGUAAAAGGAUCGUAUGAAAGCAUUGAUGUCUUGUACAAGCAGUUGCUGGGAAAUACAACUGUUGAUUUCAGUAAAGAGCACUUCACUCAAUGCAAAAAACACUUGACAGAAGAAUUAUUGUCACAGUUAUCUAAUCCAGAUCUAUGUGCUGAUAAUCUAAAUUCAAGUUUAUGGGAUCCAAAUGAUUAUGCUACAAAAUGUUUACUACAAUCACUUUCAUGUAUAUCCAUAGCUGAUUUGAUGGCAUUCCAAAGUAAAUAUUUCUACCAAUUGGAAAUUGUUAUGUAUAUUGUUGGUGAUGUAACAGAUAAUUUAGCCAAAGAGUUAUUCACCUUUACUGUCGAAUUCUUCAAAUGUCAUCCAAAACCCGAUGGAAUGAAAACAAUCAAACAUAUAUCACUUCGUCCAGGAGUUUAUUGUCAUUCCGUAACAAGUGUAUCAAUGCCUGAAAAAGUUUAUCAACUUAUUCACUAUGAAAGAAUUGAGAAUGCCUCAUCAACAGAUGAAAUUUAUUGUAGGAUAAUAAAAGAAUUACUCAAAACACAUGCACAACAAUACUUUCAGAAUUAUGAAUCAAUUAAUGGUCAAGUUUCUCUAGAUUUCUAUAAGUUAGGAUCAUGUUCAUUGAAUCAAAUAAUGGGCACUCGAUUGUCUUUAAUCAGCCAAUCAUUUAAGUAUGAUACAGAUUAUUUGAUAAACUGUGUGAAUAUAUUUUGGCAGCAAAUUGCAGUAAGAGUAAUUGCUUGUACUGAUCACAAGAAUCUCGAACUAAUUUGUGAUGCAAUAAACUUGGAAGAUGUAGUCUAUACCAGUAACGUUGAAAAUCUGUCACAAUACUACUGGAAUAAAAUAAAAUCCAAUCAAAAUGGAAUAAAAGGAGAAAGUGAGACAUUCACUGGAAGGAAUGAGAAGAUUAACAAGAAAGAAGUAAAUCGUGACAAGUUACUGGAAUAUUUCUCCACGCACUACUUGAAUCCUAACAGACAGAUAUCAAUAUUCAUAGAUUUUAGCAACUCAGAGUUGAACGACUACGAUGAAUCAAUGAACAUUAAUAAAACAAAUAUUGCCAAUUUCAAUGCAAAUCUAAACUCUUACCUUAAAGAUGAAGAUCUUACAAAUAUACCACAAGGAUAUGCUGAACAAUUGAUAAAUAAGAUAGAUGAAUCGAAUUUGAAACAAGUCACUCGAAAAAUCAAGCAUAUUGAAUCAUUUCGACUGAGAAACAAAAAUCUUUAG